AUGACAAAUUCUACAACAUCUGCACUUGUUAUACAUCAUUCAAAUCCUGCUCAUGGACAUCAAGCAGCACCUGAUGUUAUUGUAGAUGCUUUACCUUAUUAUGAUAGUGGAUAUGAUGAACCGGGUGCACGUGAAGCUGCUCUUAGUUUAGUAGAAGACGAAACUCGUCGUUAUAAACCAACAAAAAAUUAUUUAGAACAACUUGGUCAACCUCUAUAUCAUUCAUUUGAAACAGAAAUAAUGAAAACAGAAUUUGAACGACUUUCUAAUCGAUUACCUAUGGAAAUGUUAAGCAUGAAACGUUAUGAAUUACCAGCACCACAACCCGGUAAACAAACUGAUUUUACAGCAUGGAAUGAAUGUGUUGAAAAUUCUUAUGCUCAACUUGAACAUCAACAAACAAGAAUUCUUAAUCUUGAAUUAAUGUGGGAUUAUGGAGCAAAUACAUGGAAAAUUUAUAAUACAACAUUACAAACAAUGUUAGAACAAGCACAAAAACAAUUAUUAGAACUUCGAAAACAUAUUCAAGAAAUAAAUUUUAAACGUAAAAAUGAACAAACACAAGCAGGUAGUAAAUUAAGUACACUUGAACAAACAUGGGUUGGUCUUGUUGGUAAAAAUUAUGAAAUUGAAUGUGCAAUUAAUGAAUUAGAAAAAGAAGUUAUUAAUUUACGAAAACAACGAAACUCAAAUGGAGUCAAUUCAUCGGAACAAUGA
Rotaria sp. Silwood2 is the source of this 717-nucleotide messenger RNA. Lineage: Eukaryota; Metazoa; Rotifera; Eurotatoria; Philodinida; Philodinidae. The record is from the annotation of a GenBank genome assembly.